This is a messenger RNA of Drosophila subobscura, 1440 nucleotides long. RefSeq lists its product as uncharacterized. The record is from RefSeq and is a predicted model, not a curated record. The transcript has a single exon. NCBI's taxonomy places the organism in Eukaryota, Metazoa, Arthropoda, Insecta, Diptera, Drosophilidae. Bases 16 to 1371 code for a protein of 451 amino acids.
AAUUGUCUGAAGCCAAUGAUUGGGCGCAAUAAUGGGGGUAGAGAAGAUCCUUCAAAGGGCAACAAAUCCUCCGGCCAGUCUCGCUCCAACGACGAUCAGCAAAUGCAAAUGUCGAUGGCGGAGCUGCGCAGGCGCUUGGACAACGAGAACGUGGCCAAUGCGCAGGUCGAUGAGCAGCUUCAGGACGAUUUCCAGCGCUGGAAGGACAUUUUAAUGGUGCGCUGGGUCAUGUACGAGGAGCAGCGGAAGUACAACAUGCGCUGCGGGGUCAAGGCCAAGAGCGACGCCACCAUCUGGCGCAUACUGUCGAUGGUGCAGCAGGAGCUGGAGCAGAAGCUGCAAAUGGAGAAAUUACUGGGCUCCUGCAGGCGCUUUCCCUCGCCCAUGGCCCUCAUGGAUGACGAACGUUCGGUGGGUGACAAUCUGCAGGUGCUCGAGCCGGUGCGGGAUGUACUAAGUGGCAGGGGAGGCAGCAUUAUGUGGGAGGAGCAGCCAACGGAGCAGCCAUGUAAACCAGAGGAAUCAUGGGACAUGCAGGGUGAAUGUACGUGCACGGCAUGUGCUUCAUGCAGAAGGGGGAAAAAUCCCCACCAAAAGGUUAAGAAUGAAUCCAAAGCCAAUCCGUGUUCGUGUCCGUCUAAGGAGCCAAAUCAGAAGCUCGGCUUUGUGAAGCAAGAGAACCCCUCUAUGAAUGAACAGUCCCAGCCAAUGUCCUUUUUUGUGGAGCAAAUGAAGAGCCAACCGAGGCACUCGCAGCUUAGCAAUGACUGCACCUGCCUGAGUGUCGCAAUCGGGGAAGGAACGAGGAGACAGCCGGAGUCGCCAAAGUCACCGUCAAGGUCCACGUUUAGUGCCAGUUUUGGGUGCCAGUUCCAGGGUGAUCCUGAGCAACAUUUAGGCCACAGGAGAGCCGAGUGUCUGCCCAACUUUCUGAAGAAGUUCAAUAAGAUAACGAAGCUCAAUCAGUCGGGCAUGCUGGUGCCGGCCAGUGCCUUGCUGGAGCUGGCCGGGGAGCUGCCACAGAAUGUGGGCCGAGCAGCCACCUGGACCUGCCACAAGCUCCCAGCGCAGCAGCUGCAUAACGUUGGGAAGGUGCCGCAAAAAAGCCACGAAACGGUGAAGUGCAUGCCACAACGUCCACAACGACGCAUUAGCGAGGACCCAAACGAUCCCCUGCUGGUCUAUGUGAAUGAAAAAUUCGAUGAGGAUGCACAGUCCGGGCUGGGCAACUCCGGUUUGACCUCCUAUUACAGCGCCACUGAGUUGCAGCCCAAGCAGGAGGAGCCCGAGCCAGAGCCAGAGCCUGAAACCCAGCUGGGAUAUUGUCCGCUGUGCGAUAAGCGGCACCUGCGUAUGCCACCGCCCUUUUGAGUGGUUUCUCGACCCCCAACCAACAGCGGCUUCACCGUGAAAAUAAAGCAAAAAGGUCUAGCCGAAAAA